AGGGAGGCCACUGCUACGUCCAUGGAGAAGUUCCUCCAAGAAAUAGAAGCCGCGAAGCCUGUCAGAUUUACCGCAGAGCAACUAAAGAAAUUUACAGAUGAUUACAAAACUGGGCUCGGUGCUGGAGGUUUUGGGGAAGUCUACAAGGGACAGUUUCCAGAUGGAGUAAGAAUUGCAGUAAAGAUUCUUAGAAAGAGUUUAGACAAAAGAGAUGAAGAGCAAUUCAUGGCAGAAGUGGGCUCAAUUGGAAGAACUUAUCACAUAAACCUGGUUAGGCUUUAUGGAUUUUGCCAUGACAGAAACAUGAAUGCGAUUGUAUAUGAGUACAUGGAAAACGGAUCCCUGGACAAAUACUUGUUCAAAGAGAGUAAAACAAAAGCAAUCAAAUGGGAGAAGUUACAUGAAAUCGCGAUCGGGACAGCUAAAGGCUUAGCAUACUUGCAUGAAGAAUGCCAAAACAAAAUCAUUCAUUAUGGCAUACAGCCUGAAAACAUUCUACUAGAUGAAAAUUUCAUUCCAAAAGUAGGUGAUUUCGGACUUGCAAAGCUUUGUCAUAGAGAUAGCACUCAUGUUACACUCGCAGCAAAUAAUUGGGGAACUCGUGGCUACUCAGCACCAGUAAUCUCGUUCAAGAAUCAUCCAAUAACAUAUAAGUGUGACGUAUAUAGCUUUGGAAUGGUAUUGUUUGAGAUAGUUAGUGGGAGAAGAAAUACAAUUGUUCAUUCUUCUCGGGAUAGCCUUGAUUUUUUUCCUCAACAUGUUUGGGAAAAAUAUGAAAAAGGUGAAUUGGGUUCAAUGGCAUUAGCCUGUGGGAUUGAAAAGAAAGACAAAGUAGAGAGAAUGUGUAUGGUGGCAUUGUGGUGUGUACAAAACUUGCCUCAGGCGAGGCCACAAAUGAGUGCUGUGGUGAAGAUGUUGGAGGGAGGAGUGGAGAUUUUGCCACCUCCAAAACCAUUUCAGUAUUUGUUCCCGGUUAGGGCGGCUGCGCUUAAUCCAAUACUAGAAAGUACUAGUGAUGGUUCAAGUAUAGGCACAAGUGAAGAAAGUCAGUCCCGCUGGUACAAGGAGUACACCACUCCAAUCAUGGCUAAGUAUGAAAUAGAGAUAGCUACUUCUCGAUAA
Molecule: messenger RNA, 1122 nt
Organism: Pistacia vera
Lineage: Eukaryota; Viridiplantae; Streptophyta; Magnoliopsida; Sapindales; Anacardiaceae
Product: rust resistance kinase Lr10-like
Exons: 1
Coding region: 22-1122 (366 amino acids)
Biological process (GO): protein phosphorylation
Molecular function (GO): protein kinase activity; ATP binding
Source: RefSeq, a predicted model, not a curated record